Helianthus annuus (common sunflower) is the source of this 981-nucleotide messenger RNA. RefSeq lists its product as uncharacterized. The transcript has a single exon. Bases 1 to 981 code for a protein of 326 amino acids. Lineage: Eukaryota; Viridiplantae; Streptophyta; Magnoliopsida; Asterales; Asteraceae. The record is from RefSeq and is a predicted model, not a curated record.
AUGGGAUCUUCUAUUGUUCAUGUUGCCGUUUAUGUGGAUGAUAUUUUGUUAACCGGCAAUAAUGAGGAAGAAAUGGUAGCCCUAAAGUCUUUUCUUCAUUCCACUUUUAAGAUCAAAGAUCUCGGGUCACUCAAUUAUUUUCUGGGCAUUGGAGUUCUAAAAGUCCCUCAUGGAACCAUUAUGACUCAAAGAAAGUUUGCACAAGAUCUUUUACAAGAAUUUCAAGAUUUUGAUGCAUCAGUAACUAUUUGUCCUUUGCCUGCAAAUUUACAACUCUCACAUGAUACUGGUCCAUUAUAUCAUGAUCCUCUUCAACAUAGAAGACUGGUUGGAAAACUCAAUUAUCUUACUCAUACAAGACCUGAUUUGGCCUUUGCAGUUCAGUUUUUAAGUCAGUUUAUGAAAGAACCACGCUUACCUCAUUGGGAAGCAGCUCUACAUACUUUGCAUUAUGUCAAAGGGACAUCAUCACAAGGUUUGUUUUUUAAUGAUUCCCAAGAUUUUAAGCUGGAAGCCUAUUGUGAUUCAGACUGGGCUGCUUGUCUUAAUACCCGCAAGUCUGUUACUGGUUAUUUCAUUUUACUUGGCGGAAGUCUUAUUUCUUGGAAAUCAAAGAAACAAGCUACUGUUUCUUUAAGUUCAGCUGAAGCUGAGUAUCGCUCUAUGAGAAGGGUUACUGCUGAACUCACAUGGCUCACCAGGUUACUUCAUGAAUUUUCUAUCCCUUCUAUACUUCCCAUUCCAUUGAAAUGUGACAGCCAAGCUGCAAUCCAUAUUGCCAAGAAUCCGGUUUACCAUGAACGAACUAGACAUAUAGAAUUGGAUUGCUACUUUUUUCGUGAGAAACUUCAAGAUGGUCUUAUACACUUAUCUCAUAUUGCAAGUCAGGAUCAACCGGCUGAUCUGUUUACAAAGAGUCUUCCAAGCUCAAAACACAAUUUUUGUGUGUCCAAGUUGGGGCUAUCCUACCCUCCAACUUGA